UAUUUCCUUGUAACUCAUUCUCUCUCAGAUACUCAUUAAUUCACCUGAUCUCCCUCCCAGCUGUAAUUUACAGCAGCCAGCUAUCCUAUCAACCCAUACAUCUUUGGUAUGUAGGAAGAAACCAAAGCACAUAGGAGAGACAUUCGGUAAUGUGGAGAGUCCACACAGGCAGUAUCAAAGGUCAGGAUUGAACCAGGGUCACUGGAGUACUAAGGCAAGGCAUUAUCUGUAAUGCUGCCCUAUUACAAUUGACAUCACAUAUUUAUGGAAGGCUUCCCCUAAACCAUGGUCAACAGGGCUCUCAAAUACAUACCUUUAUUUUCUGUAGCUCUGCUCUCCCCCUCUCUCCUCUCACCCAUAUAUAAUGUUCAACAGUCUGCUAGUUGUUGGGAAGAAGCUGUUCUUGAACCUGGAGGUCACAUUUGUCAGAAUCCUCUACUUUGUUUUCCCCGAUGGCAGGAGUAUGUGGCCAGGGUGGUGGGCAUCCUUGAAGAUGCCGGCUGCCCUUUUGAGACAGCGCCUCCUAUAGAUCCCAUCAAUGGUGGGGAGGUCAGUGUUGGACAGGGCAGUGUCCACCACUUUUUGUUAUCCCUUUUGUUCCUGGGCAUUUCAGUUGCAGAACCAGGCUGUGAUGCACCAGUCAAUAUGCUCUCUAAUGUACACCUGUAGAAGUUCAAGCGAGUAUUUGUUGACUCACCGAAUCUCCUCAAUCUUCUACAGUUGUACAGGGUCUUGGUGAGACCACACCUGGAGUAUUGUGUACAGUUUUGGGUCUCCAAAUCUGAGGAAGGACAUUAUUGCCAUAGAGGGAGUGCAGAGACGGUUCACCAGACUGAUUCCUGGGAUGUCAGGACUGUCUUAUGAAGAAAGACUGGAUAGACUUGGUUUAUACUCUCUAGAAUUUAGAAGAUUGAGAGGGGAUCUUAUAGAAACUUACAAAAUUCUUAAGGGGUUGGACAGGCUAGAUGCAGGAAGAUUGUUCCCGAUGUUGGGGAAGUCCAGGACAAGGGGUCACAGCUUAAGGAUAAGGGGGAAAUCCUUUAAAACCGAGAUGAGAAGAACUUUUUUCACACAGAGGGUGGUGAAUCUCUGGAACUCUCUGCCACAGAGGGUAGUUGAGGCCAGUUCAUUGGGUAUAUUUAAGAGGGAGUUAGAUGUGGCCCUUGUGGCUAAGGGGAUCAGGGGGUAUGGAGAGAAGGCAGGUACGGGAUACUGAGUUGGAUGAUCAGCCAUGAUCAUAUUGAAUGGCGGUGCAGGCUCGAAGGGCCGAAUGGCCUACUCCUGCACCUAAUUUCUAUGUUUCUAUGUUUCUAAAGAUGGGCUUUCAUUAAGAUUGUCGACAAUGUUCCUGCAAGCAAGACUGUUCAUUGCACAAUUCCUCGCCAUACUCACACGUAUAAAAAUAAAUUUGAACUUGAACUUGGUGAAUUUAUCUGGUUUAUGUUGUUGUUUCUGUGAACUUUUGUACUGCAAUGUUUACUGGUGAAAUGAUGGAACCAAACGAACUCCAAGACUUUGAAUGUCGAUUUGAAUAAGAAUCUCCCAUGGGAACCAUGAGUACAGUGUUCCCAUAUAGGGUGAUUUUUAGUAAAUCAGAAGAGAAACCUAAUGUGAGAGGCAAUCCUAAUACCUGGGAUUCAAUAACCUUAACACAUCUAGCAUGACAUUUUCAUGCUGAGAGCUUUGACAAUGAUCAGACAAUUAUGUGCUUCCAAAUUUGGGCAGAAACUAGAGAGGAUAUUUUUGGGAUGCAUGAAGUGAAGGCAAUGUGCAAAUGGGCAGAGCUGGAGAAUGGAAAACAUGCAGCUGCAGUGAAAAUUCCUGCCAGUAUUACAGGGGCUGCAAAAAGAUCAUCUUCAUUCGCAUUUGAAAAGCAUUUUACCCUACCUGACCUCAAGCAGUGCAGCUGCAUGCCGACAUGUCUAAUUGGCAGCAGGCAUCCUGUAAAUGGUUGCACUUUGUAGGCCAAUCACUGUGAAGAUAUGCAGAUGUUUUGUUCCAUUUACACCAUUUGUCUCCUACAGAGGAAUGACCUCAAUUCAUUGUGAGGUCACCACCAAUGGACACUGCUGUCUUUCUGCACCCUGGGCAGAUGAGUGACAGUCUGGAAGACUAGUAAUAAUCAGACGUUGGCACACAAGGAAAGAAAAUUUGCCCCAACAGUCUAUGACCCAUAACACUGUGGCAGGUAACACUAUAUUUAAAGCCCAUAGCGCUGUAGCCGACAGCACUUUGUUUAAAUCCCCACGUGCUAUGCUGACAGCGCUUGAUUUAAACCUUUGACGUGCCUAGUCUGUAGUGCUGUGUGUUUUGCUCUAUGCGCAGUCUGUGUCCGGUAGUGCUUUCUUCCCAAAGGGGGAGGGGGCUUGUCGGAUGCAGUCCCCUGCCAUUGGGUGCAGUUUGAAUUUGGAAGCGGCGCUAUUGGCCAGGACUUACCGGCGGUUAUUUCAGCAGCUGAUUUCUGCUUGUACAAAGCCAUAAGGUAGUUCAAGUACGAGAGGGGUUCACCGACGGACUGAAUCGCGACCAGCGCCACGGACGGAGGCAGGGAAAGAACGAGGUGUGCUGCUGUAAAACGAACCCCGUGCAUAUCAAGACAAGUAUUUUUUUGUUCCCUCUCACCAAUAAAUUGAAUUUGUAAUUAAACAGUCGAGUGAGUCUUUUUCUACUAGCCAGAUCAUUGAACCUGUUCCCUUGUAACAAUUGGCGUAGUCGGCAGGAUCUGAUGAAUAUAGAAAAUGUUUGGUAAAAAGAAAUAGCAAACAAUAUGGCGCUGGUGCAGGCCAAGCGCCCCCGCAACGUGCUGCUGCCUUCAAUACAGCGGAGCCCGCAGCAGGCGGUACCAAAAACCUCCAGUCUACAAGCUCCACUAAUGGAACGAGUCAUGAGGGCGGUUUAUUGUUGUAAAUUUCACCUGAAUGGAUCAACGCUGGCAUCUGCAGGAUUUGAUCGACGUAAUAUAUAUGGCUACUGCGAUAAUUAUGCUACAUGGAAAGGUAACAGUGGAGCAGUGAUGGAAUUGCAUUGUAACACAGAUGGCAGCAUGCUUUCUCCAGCAUCAACAGAUAAAACUGUAGCAGUGUGGGACAUUGAAACGGGUGAAAGAAUCAAGAGACUUAAAGGUCACACAUCCUUUGUGAAUUCAUGUUAUCCCGCCCAACGGGGACCACAGUUGGUCUGUACAGGAAGCAACGACGAAACAGGGAAGCUAUGGGACAUUAAGAAGACGUCUGAAACCCAUACAUUUCAAAUCGCGUUCCAAGUUCCGGCAGCAACGUUUAAUGACACAAGUCAUCAGAUUUUCUCUGGUGGUAUUGAUGACGGCAUUAAGAGUUGGGACCUCCGAAAAAACAAGUUAAUUUAUACCAUGGGUGGUCAUACAGACUCAGUGACUAGUUUGACCCUCAGUUGGGUAAAAGAGAACAUCACCAACCUCGUUGACCACAUCCAGGAAGCCAUGGAGAAGAUUCAAAGGGUCAGAGAACAAUACCACGACUACAAUCCCUCGGAAGGAUGGUGGCCUUUUAGGAUGUUUGGAGGCUGGUAGACAAGUAGUGCACUGGGGACUGACCAUUGGGACAACCUUGUUGGCCAUAAUAUUACGAUGUUGUAUGUGCGGAUUGGCAGCAAGAUUGCGGGGACUUUACUACAACCUGUGGGCCAGAUGUAACGAGGUAACACCUGCGGAUCAGAUGUAAUGAG
This is a messenger RNA of Leucoraja erinaceus (little skate), 3702 nucleotides long. RefSeq names its product U5 small nuclear ribonucleoprotein 40 kDa protein-like. The record is from RefSeq and is a predicted model, not a curated record. NCBI's taxonomy places the organism in Eukaryota, Metazoa, Chordata, Chondrichthyes, Rajiformes, Rajidae. Gene Ontology annotation, cellular component: catalytic step 2 spliceosome. Gene Ontology annotation, molecular function: protein binding; RNA binding.